Molecule: messenger RNA, 892 nt
Organism: Mytilus trossulus (common blue mussel)
Lineage: Eukaryota; Metazoa; Mollusca; Bivalvia; Mytilida; Mytilidae
Product: F-box DNA helicase 1-like
Exons: 6
Coding region: 89-892 (267 amino acids)
Molecular function (GO): protein binding
Source: RefSeq, a predicted model, not a curated record
GGACAGGUAUAUAGUUUAUUUUUAGAGUGGACGUCGAACGUUUUUUUUUUUCUGAGACUGUUGAUUAUUCUAAGGAGUACUGAGCACUAUGAAUGUAUCUCCAAAACGAACCAAAGUUGAAAAUGGCCUCACACAUCCAGAUAUUGCAAAUGGUAACACCGUAUAUUUUGACAGACUUCCAGAUGAUGAAUUACUUGAAAUCAUCUUUGCCCAGCUUCCAGUUGAAUCCCUAAACAGCAUAUGCAACAGAGUUUGCAAGAGAUUUAACAGAAUUAUUUCGUCAGAGAGGUUUGUUCCCUGGAAGAAGAAGUAUCACAGACUAAAGAGGAUGUUGAUAAACCCAGUGAUAUUUCUGAUUGAUAUGGGUAGCCCUGCUGAUUACCUUGUCAAGCUUAUUAGAUACAUGAAAGAAUUUAAACCAAUUACAGCAGGAAAUAUGAUUCAGUGUUUAGAGAGGCACAACAAAUAUAACUGGGCAAAAGCACUGAUGGAAGAAAGAGUCACUGACUGUUUAUUGAAUGAGGAGCCCAACCCUUGGUGCUGUAUCACAGUCCUAGUAAUUAUAUCACAGACAGUGUAUGACAUCCAGGAGAUAAUCCAGUGUCUACUGAUACCUACGUCUCAUUGUACCUCUAUAGAGCUACUGGAAUGUCUCUACUGUAUUGCUACAUUCCUGUACGCCUUCAAGACUGUGAAAAGUGAUGAUGUGUGGAAUGGGCUUCAUUAUAGAUUAUUUUAUGCCUUGUACUUGUACGAAAACUCAAGGCCAGUCAGGCAGGAUGAAUUGAAAGUUGAAAAUUCAUCUCCAGCCAUCAUGGGAGAAUUUGAAACUACAAACAACAAUAAAGCUGAACAAGAAAAUUUUGCACAAAAAAGAAGUAAUGGUCCUUGA